This is a messenger RNA of Drosophila grimshawi, 818 nucleotides long. RefSeq lists its product as uncharacterized. NCBI's taxonomy places the organism in Eukaryota, Metazoa, Arthropoda, Insecta, Diptera, Drosophilidae. The transcript is spliced from 2 exons. The record is from RefSeq and is a predicted model, not a curated record. The coding region runs from base 302 to 541 and encodes 79 amino acids.
UCUGCCUUUGUAUUUUGCACAAACAACAACCGCAACAGCAGCAGCAGCAGCGCAGACAGUGCCGGAGAGAGCGUGACUGAGCACUGAGCAGAGAAGCAGAGAAGGAAGGCAAACGGAAGCGCGUGCCGCAAAAGUUUACGGAAAUAAAAUAACAAGCACAAAAAGUUCACGGCACAUAAGUGCUACUUGAACCCCAACAACAGACAACAAAACAUACAAUUGUUAUUUAACUAUUGAUGAAAGCAAAAAGCAAAGAAUAAGAAGUGCAGUUUAACCGAAUUGGAACAAAUAAAAUACCGAAAUGUGGCCCAACUUUAUUGCUGUCAUUUCGCUGAUGUGCCUGGCACUGUUCUGUGCCUGGGCCCAAGCUGGACCCGUGCCAAUUGUGAAUGAGCACCAGCAGCUGAUGCCCAAGGUGCCCCAAUGGCAUUGCUUGCGUUACUUUAAGCACGAUGUUCUGAUGAUGCGCCGCUGUCGUCACUUGCGUGUUCCAACGGCGCCACGUCUUGGGGAUGUUCUCAUACGCAAGAGGAAGAAAUAGAAAUGGGGCCAAUCGGGCGACAAGUCGACACAGCAACAACAACAACAACCAAAUCAACAACAACAACAGCACAUGACUGAGCAACAAAACGAAUUACAAUUGCAAAUAGAAUUUCAACAGGAUUUAUAACAAGACCAAAGUUUAACCAAAAAAAAAAUAAUUAAUCAAUUAUUUACUAUAUGUAUAAUUUAAGUUAAUCUUAAGCCUAACCACUUGUACUUCAUAGCAUUUAAGGUUUCAAUAAAAUUACAAAAACUAAGAAGAUAAACAUAUCAAA